This is a messenger RNA of Funneliformis geosporum, 378 nucleotides long. The record is from the annotation of a GenBank genome assembly. Lineage: Eukaryota; Fungi; Glomeromycota; Glomeromycetes; Glomerales; Glomeraceae.
AUGCAUAAGAUGAAAGAUACAAGAGGUAUAAAUUCAGCGGCAGUUCGAAAUGCAAUCUCUAGAGAAUUCAAGAUCCAAUUAUCGUCAAGCAACAGGCAAAAAAGCGUGAGUGACAUACUAGAGUGGAAAAAUUUAAAAAGAGUUAAAGAUUGUCAUCAAAAAUUAUUUGAAGAUGAUUAUAAUGCAAUGGAAUAUAUUGUGAAAAACGUAUUUACUAAUGUUUCUGAUGGUAACAAGUCAUUUCUUAGUAUUUAUGCUUAUACAGCGGCUAUAUGUGAUAUUGAUGUACUUAUAAGUCGUGACAGUAUUGAACUUAGUGAUUCUCAAGCGGUAUUAAAAGAAGAAACUCCAGAAAUCGAAAGAAGAAGGAAAAAAUAA